AUGUCCCGUUUCCGAUGUAAAUGUCCUCAUCUUCCAAUUAUUCGCGAAGAUUUUCAAAAUCUUGAAAACCUUCCUGAUUUGCCAGAUGAACUUAUCGAACAUAUUCUUGGAAUGGUUUCUCCAACAGAAGUUAGUUUUUUUUUCAAUAUUUGGUUUUCAAGUUCAUUUUGAGCUUUUCAAAAAUAUUUUCUCAGAAAAAAAUUACAUUCAAAGAACUUUAUUGUUUACAAUUUUGUGAAUGGAGUAUUGAAAAGUUUUUUUUCUUAUCAUUUUCCAUCAAUUUAUGGCUUUUCAUAGUACAUUUUCAAGAGAAAAACAUCUAAAUUUAGAGGCUGAUUCUGAGUUGUUUUCUAUUCAAAACAGAAAAAAACGAUGUGUUUUUUGUUUUCCAAAGUACAGCAAUACACAUGACUUUCUCAAAGUUCAGAUUUUGAUUCGUUUCGCGAUCAAAACAUGAUCAUUGUUCCAAGCGAAAAAAGAUUUCCAGGUUUUUAUUUAUCAAAUGUUGAAAAACUUGAAAAUCGUCGAGUCAAUAUUUAUUUGUUUACAACAACUGUUUAUAAAUAAAUAAAAAGAAGAUUUGAGAAGAGAAAAUCACGUUUACAUAGUCAUAGUUCAUGAUUUGAUCUUAUAUUUAAUUGUGUCAAAAAAAAUAAUUGGUCAUUCACGAAAUAAAAUUAUUUUUUAAAAUUCAGAUAGUUGCUUAUGGAUGGGAUCGAGUAAGUCAAUCAGUUUCAUCAAUAAUUCAUCGAUCAAUUUGUUCAAAAACUUAUUUUUGUGCCACUCAUGAUCCAAUUUGGCGUUUGUAUUGUGCAACAAUUGGCUCUUUUGGUACGGUAUUUUUUAUUUGAAAAAAAAACAAAAUAAUUGUUUCAUUUUAAGAUGGAGCAAGUCAAAAAUUUGAUAAACUGCUCGUUCUUCUCAUCAAAAAAUAUUUAUGCCAAGUUGAACAUCUCAGUCUUCCUGUUACACUUUUCUCACACAGUAUGUUCUAUUUUUCAUCUAAUUAAAAAUAUUAAAUAUUCAACAAAAUGAUUUUUAGUUCAACAUCUUCUUAUCAAACAUUCCUAUCUGGCAGCAACAAGUGGAACAUCGUGUGCAUUUCGUUUUCCACAACCAGGGGUCGCAUUAACACAUUUAUCAAAAAUAACAAUUCAAAUUGGCGGAGAUUGUGGAUCUUUGACAUUAUCACAUAAUUUUGAAAAUUUGAGGACUUCUUCGUAAGAUUGAACUCUACAUUUAAUAUUUCAGAAUAAUAUUUUCAGAUCAAUGUGCAAAACACUUUCAGAAAUUAAUUUGGAUAUUCUAUUAUCUGACAAAGAAGAUGUGACAUGUGCUGGUUUUCGAGAAAUUUUGAGAUUUUUGAAGGAAGUUUCAUGCAACUGUAUGUUAUGAUUCGUUCUAAUUAAUUAUUAAUAAUAUAAUUUUAAUUCUAGCAACACUUUGGAAUAUUCGACUUUGUGAUGAUACAACAGCUGGUCAAGGAUGGUCAGGUCCAGCAAAUCUCAACAGAUAUCGAAAUAAAAUGUUUAUUUGUUAUGUUCGAACAAUGCUUGAAUUAUCAUUGCAAAUUAAUCGACUUGAUUUGAUUGAUAAAAGAAAAGCAUCUCCAUAUAUGUUAGUUAUGGCACAUCGUCGAACUAUUUAUAUGUUUCCAGAAUUUAAGGUGAACAAUAGGAAAAAAAUUGAAUGCUCUCCUUAAAUUUCCCCAAAAUAUUAAAAUAGUGUUUUUUUUUCAGAAAUGUCACCAAUUGAUGGUUUGUUAUGAUAUUGGCUUGAUUGCCCCAACAUUUUCUCAUGAGAAUGAUCGAUUUGAUGAUUUAGUUCUUUUCGAAGUUGAUGAAUCUCAUGUUUUAUACAAAUCAGAUUUAUUGGAAUAUCUCAAAACAGCACAUCGUAAGUCUCUCAAGAAUUAUUUCUGAUUUCAAACCAAACUUUCAAUACUCAAAAUCCGAAUUAUUUUCAGAACUUCGUGAUGUUCGUGUAGUUGUUCCUGCAACUUGGUCUUCUCGAGUUCUUCGAUGUACUCAAGGUUGUUUUUCAAAUCCAGAUUAUGCAUGUUUCCGUGCAGAUGGUUGGUAUAAUGUCCCAUCGAAAUUGCCAUUAGCUCAUUUCGAAAUUAUCGAUGCGACUAAAAAUAAUGAAGAGCAAAUCAUUUGUAUUUAA
This is a messenger RNA of Caenorhabditis angaria, 2166 nucleotides long. Lineage: Eukaryota; Metazoa; Nematoda; Chromadorea; Rhabditida; Rhabditidae. The record is from the annotation of a GenBank genome assembly.